AAGAUGGCCGACGACGUCGACAACAACAACCACGAUGGGGGGACGACGGCUGUGUUGGGCCCGGCGGCCCCGGUGUCCUUCAGCUUCACCCGAACGGCCCCUCGGAAGAGGGUUUUGGAGCCGAAAGGCGGGGAGGACAGGGAGGAGGAGGAGGAGGAGGAGGAGGAGAAAGACUUCCUUAAGGCUGUAGAAAGGAACCAACUGCAGAGCGUAAAACCGGUGGAGACUCCCAAGGAGCUGAUCAUCCCCCUGAUAAAAAGCAACCAGUGGAGGAAGCCAGCACCGGCUCCCGCAGUGCAGAAGGGGUCCAAGCCGCCUCCCCCCGAGGACGGAGUUCUGACCCAGGCGGUGAAAGAGAUCAUCGAAGAGUCGAAAAAGUCCCUAGAGGAACGAGAGAACGGCCCGCAGGUAGACCCCAACCUGGCCAUCCCGCUGCUCAUGCAGAACCGCGUCCCUGAUGGCUUUGAGGAUGGGGACAAGGUGGAUGUCAGCCUCCGGCCAGAGUCGGCGACGGAGGCGGAUUAUGAGGUGGUGCCAGUGGAAGCCUAUGGGAUAGCCAUGUUGCGGGGGAUGGGCUGGAAAGCAGGCGAGGGCAUUGGGCGCACCUUCAAACAGGACGUGAAACCACAGGAGAAUCAGCUGCGCCCCAAGGGAUUGGGCCUGGGAGCCGACAGAGCCGCUGUGGAAAAACUGGCCCCCCGGGUCCCCGGGCGGCGCCCCCGGCCCGGAGACAAGAGGCCGGCCGGCCAAGAGGAGGAAGAGGAGGAGGGGGAAUCUCAGAGGUUGGCGCCGGGGGUUGCUGUGCUCAUCCUCUCCGGACCACAUAAGGAGCUGUACGGGAAGGUGGAGGGGCUGGACCCCGACAAUGCCCGCGUGAUGGUGAGGCUGGCGGUUGGAGGCCACACGGUGACCAUCAGCGAAUAUGUGCUGAAGCCAGUCAGUCAGAAGGAAUUUGACAGUAACGCGACAGACCUGACCCGCCUGUCCAGACCCAGCCCGGAGCAGCGGAACGGCAUCGACCGGAGGCCGAGAGGUGGGUCUCCCUCCGUCUGGCGAGAGGACAAGGACCUAAAGAGGAGGCCGUCCCCGGACAGGGCGGCCGGAGCCAAGAGCAAGGAGAGCGGGCCCGCCGGAGUCACGGGCAAGGAGGGCGGGCCGGCCGGGUCUUCACGGACCCCACACUGGCUUCAGCGAGACCUGCGCGUGCGCUUCGUGGACAAGCUAUACAAGGCGGGGAGGUACUACAACUGCAAGAUGAUUAUUGAAGAUGUUGUGAGUCCAGACACCUGUGUCUGCCGGACAGAAGACGGCCGAGUCCUGGAAGGUGUGAAGGAGGCCAUGCUGGAGACCCUCAUCCCAAAGGGCGAAGACAACUGGAUCAUGGUAGUGUCGGGCCAGUUCUCGGGACGGCUGGGGCGGAUCCUGCGGCGGGACAGGGAGCGAAGCCGAGCCCUGGUGCAGCUGCAGCGGGACGAGGAGGGACCCGUUCUGAAGCUGGACUAUGAUGCCAUUUGCCACUACGUGGGCCACGUGGAUGAGGACUGAAGGCUCCACGUCCCUCUCCGAACCCGACCGGACCCAGCCGGGGCCCCAGCUGGGCCCGUUCUUCGAGCCCAAGCGAAGCCCCGGGGGUCACCGGGGGGUCCUGCCGGGUACCCCUCCCACACCACUGCCACGGCCAGCCCGGGCCUCUCGAUGCCCCGACCUCGCGGGAGGCCCCGGGCUGGACGUGACGGAUCCCGGCCAGAUUUUGACGUCAGCGGAUCCCAACUCCCAGGAGGAGUCUGGGCUCGUUCGGAGGGGCGAGGUGCAGCCCCGCCCCGCCCGCCUGGGGGGUCCUGGACUGCCACUUUUACCUGUAAAAAAUGUAAAUAAAGAGAAGUUUCCCAUA
This is a messenger RNA of Tachyglossus aculeatus (Australian echidna), 1891 nucleotides long. It is a transcript of the gene GPKOW, whose product is annotated as G-patch domain and KOW motifs. The record is from RefSeq and is a predicted model, not a curated record. Gene Ontology annotation, molecular function: nucleic acid binding. Gene Ontology annotation, cellular component: spliceosomal complex. The coding region runs from base 4 to 1545 and encodes 513 amino acids. The transcript is spliced from 11 exons. NCBI's taxonomy places the organism in Eukaryota, Metazoa, Chordata, Mammalia, Monotremata, Tachyglossidae. Gene Ontology annotation, biological process: mRNA splicing, via spliceosome.